Messenger RNA from Closterium sp. NIES-65, 3906 nucleotides. The record is from the annotation of a GenBank genome assembly. NCBI's taxonomy places the organism in Eukaryota, Viridiplantae, Streptophyta, Zygnematophyceae, Desmidiales, Closteriaceae.
AUGGAUAAGUUAAAGUUGAUUCCGGAAUCCUUUCAGCAGCUCACCGGCCUUCGUUCCUUCUCGCUACAGUCCAAGCGCGUGAGGCGCGUGCCGGAGCAUGUGGUGGGGGCAAUGGUGCGACUGAAGUCGCUGUCUCUCAGCUGCAAGUCCAUCCAGAGCCUGCCAGACGCCAUCUGCUCCCUCCCCCUCUCCUCCCUCUCCAUCCUCUCAUCCCCUGUAAUCGCCUCCCUUCCUGAAAACCUCGGAGCCCUUGUACUGCUUGAAACGCUAAAGCUUUGCAAUCUGCCCAAUCUUCAGUAUCUGCCUGAGAGCGUGGGAGAUCUACAGCAACUGAGAUUGCUGGAAAUCAGCCAGCUGGGUCUGCUGCAGCUGCCCGAAGAACUGUGCACGGGGAGUGUGAGACACAGCCUGGAGGGGCUUUACCUGCGCGACUGCAGUGGACUGAGGCAGCUGCCUGCCCAGCUGGCCAUGCUGACGCGCCUGGAGGAGCUUGAAAUCACCUCCUGCUCUCGCCUCGAGUCCCUAGAGCCAUUGCUUGCUCCCCCAUUGGGUCACAGCACAGAGCAGCCCACCGCACAGCAGUCAUGGGGCCUGGCGUCCCUCACCAGCCUGUCACUCUGUAGAUGCUCGCGAAUCCCCUCGCUCCCUGAUUCCUUCUCCACGCUCUCUGCCCUUUCUUCCCUCACCCUCACCCACAUGCACGGCCUCUCCAACCUGCCAGAAUCCCUCGGGCAGCUGGAAAACCUCAGAAUCCUGAAGCUCCAAUACUUGGAUAAGUUAUCUGUGCUGCCCGAGUCACUCGGGCAGCUAAAAGAACUUGAAACGCUGGAGCUGUGCUAUUUGCCGGAGCUGAACUCUCUGCCCGGGUCACUGCGCUGGCUGCCAAAGCUGAAAGAGCCAUUGCUGAUCGAUGUGGGUAGGAUUGCGGACCUUCCGGUGUACGGCGUGGCCAUUCCGACGGUAGAGGGAAUUCGCAACGUGCUGCAGAUAGUAGGAGCUUCGCGCAAUGGCGGACGGCACGUCCUCUGGCACAGCAUGCGCGAAGAACCAGUCAUCUACAUCAAUGGUCGCCCCUUCGUGCUGCGCGAGGUUGAGAGGCCGUUUACGAACCUCGAGUACACUGGCAUCAACCGGGCGAGAGUGGAGCAGAUGGAGGCUCGGCUGAAGAAGGAUGUGCUCCGGGAGGCAGGCAGGUACUCCAACAAGAUCAUGGUGAGCGAUGAGCUGCCUGACGGCCAGAUGGUGGACCAGUGGGAGCCCGUCGGCCCUGACUCCGUGCAGACGCCUCUCGAGGUGUACGAGGAUCUGCAGAGGCAGGGGUACAAUGUGGACUAUGAGCGCGUGCCAGUCACAGACGAGAAGGUGCCUGAGGAGGUCGACUUUGACCUGCUGGUGAGCCUUCAGCCCUCUGCUGAGGAUGUAAUAUCUUGUAAGCGAGAUCUUGUCGUUUCCUUUGUCAUCCAUUUUGUUUCUGCCUACCUCUCUCUCGUCUUGCCCACCUGUCUCCCCCCAUCCCUGUCGCUCUGCACUUCCUCCUCUCUCCUCCACCCAAUACCUCCCCACACCCUCUCUCUCCUCCCGCCUCCUCCCACGUCCCUCCACUCUCCCCUCCCGGUCCGUUCUCUCUCCGUGCGCGUGGCAGGUGGAGAGUCUGAGUGGGGUGGACGAGGGGACGGCACAGAUCUUCAACUGCCAGAUGGGGCGGGGCCGCACCACCACUGGCACUGUCGUCGCCACCCUCAUCUGCCUCGCUCGCCGCUUCCCCUCCCGUCAGUUGCCAUGCCAUGCCGCAUCCUGUCGCCCUCAGCGGGCGCCAGCAUGCUGGCCAAGGCGGCGUCCACAGCGGGCCAUGAACCAGGCGGGGCUGCCAAGCUCAUGCUGGGCACCACCACCCCAGGCAAGGCGCACGGCGGAGCAGAGGGGGCAGCGGCGGCGGCGGAGGCAGCGGAGGUGCAGGCGGGGGUGGAGCGCGUGCUCCUGGCAGGGCAGUACGCGGUGAUCCGGUCGCUCACGCGCGUGCUGGAGGCGGGCAGUGAGAGCAAGCGACUCACCGACCUCGCCAUCGACCACUGCGCCUCCAUGCAGGUGACGUGCUGCCGUGGCAAGGGGCGAGACACGACUGGCGUGGGCAGAAGGAAAAGGCACGUUUCUCCCACUCAUUCCCUCCCGUUUUUCUCUCUGCGUCUCCAUUUCCAAUGCCACUACUCACUCAUCCCACCCCUGCUCCCACGCUCUCUUCAAAAUCCCCCUCAGAACCUCCGUGAGGCCAUCUUGGGAUACCGCAACCGCAUUCACCGGCACUCGGACGAGAAGAGGCGGCAGGCGGCACUGAACCUGUUUGUGGCGUACCUGGAGCGCUACUACAUGCUCGUCUGCUUCUCCGCCUUCCUGCACUCCCUCACCGCCCCCUCCGCCUCCACUCCCUCCUCCAUCACUACCUCCCAAGCCCUGCCCUCGCCCUCGCUGUCACACAGCAAGGCGGAUGACACCCACUCCGCGCAUGUGAGGGCGCAGGAGCCCCACACGCCAUCCAAGGAGCGGUUCUCGCUGCUGGACGGGUUGGCAGCCACGCAGGCGCUGAGGGACGCCAAGGGCGGCUUCCAGCGCUGGAUGAAGGCACGGCCGGAGCUCUACAGCAUUCUCCGCAGAGACCCCAUGGGAGCACUGGGGUAUGCGCAUCCAAAGCAGGCCAGCAUGCCGCGAGGCCUCUCCUUCUCCCUACCUCAUGCGGUCUCUUCCUCACCCACUCGUGAUGCUACCACUGCCGUCGCUGCUCUCCACGCACCUGCUCCCACUGGCGCGGCUUCACUGCCAGCAGUGGCAGCAGCGGGGCAGGGAGAGGGAAUGGAAGUGGAGGGGGCGGAGGUGGAGGCGGGGGACGUGGCAGGGGAGGCGUUUCGCAUGGCGGAGAUGGCGGCUGCCAUUGUGGAGGCGCGCUCAGGGGCCAUGCUCAGCAAGCAGGUGCAUCUGGCUAUGCGUCAGUGUCAACGUUACAUUCGCAGUUCUGCUACUGUCUUUGCUCCAAUCUACUCGUUUCCCUUUUCCUCCAUAAAGGUUGUAAAAUGCACAUGCACUCACCAUUCCCUUCCUUUCCCCCCUCCGCCCCUCUCCUGCCCUUCCCACAUUCACCUGCUUCCCCUGUCCCCUCUUUCCCCCCUUUCCUCACCCUCUCUCUCUCUCUCUCUCUCUCUCUCUCCCUCCCUCCCUCUCCGCCCUUCCCACUCCCUUCACGCCACCCAGACGGUGCUCAAGUCGGACCACUGCCCCGGCUGUCAGAACCUCUCCCUGCCGGAACUGCUGGAGGGCGCGCCCAACUUCCGCCAGGUGCACGGCCUGCCCGUCUUCGGCGUUGCCAACCCCACCAUUGACGGCAUCCGUGCUGUGCUGCGGCGCGUGGCGCACGCGGCAGGCAAGGGGAGCGGGGGCGCGGAGGGCGUGGAGCGGCGGGUGGUGUGGCACAACAUGCGGGAGGAGGCGACGGUGUACGUGAAUGGCAAGCCGUUCGUGCUGCGCGAGGCUGAGAGGCCGUUCAAGAACAUGCUUGAGUACACGGGCAUAGACCGGCAGCGCGUGGAGCGCAUGGAGGCUCGGUUGAAGGGCGAUGUGGAGAGGGAGGCGCAGCGCAGCGGGGGCAUUGUGGUGGUGGACCAUGAGAGCGACGCCGGGGAGCUCUUCCACGCGCUUGAACCCGUGCCCGCUGCCGCUCAUGGCGCGCAUGGUGCCUGUGUGCAGACCCCUUUGGAGGUCUUUCGUAUGUUGCAGCGAGAGGGCUUCAGAGUGGACUACCACCGCCUGCCCACCACGGACGGGCAGCCGCCCAAGAGUCGAGACUUUGACGCCCUGGCCACCACCAUCAGCAGUGCUGGCCCCCACGCUGCCUUCGUCUUCAACUGCCAGGUGCCAUGA